CAUUCUCUUUUCACACAGUCUCUCUCACUCUCUCUCUCUCUCACUCCUUUCUCUCUCUCUCUCUCUCUCUCUCUCCUAUUGCGGCUAGGGUUUUUCCCCAUUUCUCUCUCUCUCAAACCCUUCUCUCUGAUCUGUUUCUACGUUUCGAUAAUGGAAACGUUGUUAGCUUGAUUGAUUGUGGAGGUUUUGUGUUGAGGAACCGGGGUUUUUUGGCUUGCUUUUGCUGUUGUUGUUGUUUUCUCGAAAGAUGGCGACCAUGAACCCUUUUGAUUUGUUGGGUGAUGACGCUGAGGAUCCUUCUCAGCUCAUCGCUGCCGAACAGCUCAAGGCUGCGGCCGCGGCGGCGACUGCUCCUCCCAAGAAAGCGGCGGGGGCUCAGGACCAGGGCAAGCAGGCCAAACCGGCUCAGUUGCCUUCCAAGCCACUUCCUCCUGCUCAGGCUGUGAGGGAUGCCAGAAAUGAACCAUCACGAGGAGGCCGUGGAGGUGCAAGAGGUGCUGGUCGUGGAUUUGGACGUGGUCGUGGUUUCAAUCGUGACUUCUCCAAUGAUGAGAACUCAUUCCCUGCCUCUGGAGCCCCUGAUAAUCUGGGUCCUUUUGAAGGUGAUUCUGAGAAGGCUUCAGAAAGGCGUGGUUAUGGUGCACCACGAGGUCCUUAUCGUGGUGGUGGUGGUGGUCGACGUGGAGGCUUCAGCAAUGGUGAAGCUGAUGAAGAAGGACGACCUCGAAGAGCAUUUGAACGCCACAGUGGAACUGGCCGAGGAAGUGGAUUCAAACGUGAAGGCGCUGGACGUGGUAACUGGGGAACACAAAGUGAUGAAAUUGCUCAGGUGACUGAUGAAGUGGCGAAUGAAACUGAAAAAAAUUUGAGCGAUGAGAAGCCUGCUGUUGAAGAUGUUGCUGAUGGAAACAAGGAGAGUUCUGCCAAUGAAAAUGAAGAAAAAGAGCCUGAGGAUAAGGAGAUGACUCUGGAGGAAUAUGAAAAGGUGCUGGAAGAAAAAAGGAAGGCCUUGCAAGCUCAAAAGACUGAAGGGAGAAAGGUAGACAUAAAAGAGUUCGAGUCCAUGCAACCCUUAUCCUGCAAGAAAGACAAUAAUGACAUCUUCGCUAAAUUGGGAUCUGAUAAGGAUAAACGCAAAGAGGCUUUUGAGAAGGAAGAGAAGGCCAAGAAGUCUGUGAGCAUCAAUGAGUUUCUGAAGCCUGCUGAAGGGGAAACCUACUAUCCCAGUGGACGCGGAAGGGGUCGUGGCCGUGGCUCACGAGGAGGAGGAGGAGGAAGUUUCCGUGGAAAUGCUACCAGCAAUGCACCUGCUCCAUCCAUUGAAGAUCCUGGGCAUUUCCCAACCUUAGGUGGCAAGUGAGAUUUUCAAGGACCCUUCUGACAUUUCCCUGUCCUAUUCAGUUUUGGGUUCUGUGAUUUGAACUUUCAUAAAAAAAACUAUGGUAAUUGGAUUUUCUGAAUUAGAAUGGUCUUUUAAUUUUAUGUCUUAAAAUGUAAAUUUAGGUUCGUCAUACGGUCCUUUAUCCCUUGUAACCUUUUCCCCAGAUGCUUUUGCUUUUAUUGCUUUUGACAUUGUUGGGGGUAAUUGGUGGCGGGUAAGACAAAUCUUGUUGAGUUUCCUUUUAUUCAUAGAUUGACAUCUCAGUUUUGCUUAAAA
This is a messenger RNA of Lotus japonicus, 1657 nucleotides long. Its product is annotated as RGG repeats nuclear RNA binding protein A-like. The transcript has 7 exons. Gene Ontology annotation, molecular function: RNA binding. The coding region runs from base 248 to 1360 and encodes 370 amino acids. Lineage: Eukaryota; Viridiplantae; Streptophyta; Magnoliopsida; Fabales; Fabaceae. The record is from RefSeq and is a predicted model, not a curated record. Gene Ontology annotation, cellular component: nucleus; cytoplasm.